Molecule: messenger RNA, 2565 nt
Organism: Ictalurus furcatus (blue catfish)
Lineage: Eukaryota; Metazoa; Chordata; Actinopteri; Siluriformes; Ictaluridae
Gene: ephx2
Product: epoxide hydrolase 2, cytoplasmic
Exons: 19
Coding region: 122-1813 (563 amino acids)
Biological process (GO): cholesterol homeostasis; phospholipid dephosphorylation
Cellular component (GO): peroxisome
Molecular function (GO): lipid phosphatase activity; magnesium ion binding
Source: RefSeq, a predicted model, not a curated record
CAAUAGUGGGUCUGUUGCUCUCCCAUAUAAUGAACAACGUCAACACUACUACUGUACAAGUACGCAGAAGUUGUUCAGGUGCUGUUGUAGUGUAAUUGUCGAGGUGUUUUGUUUUUCCUCAAUGAGUAAAGCUGUGCUGUUCGGCUUGUGGGGCGGUGUUGUAACUGCUCACCCGCUCCAGCCUUUUCACAAAUUCGAAACAUGUUCAAACAUUCCAAGGGAUUUAAUAUCGAACGCGAGUGACAAAGGAUGCGGUGAGAAUGCUCUGGUUCGUGCUGAACGAGGGAUAAUCACCCUUUCUCAGAUGUUUGCAGAGCUGGAAACUGAGUGUGGAAAAGAGGCAGUCAGUCAGUCAGAGACCAAGUCUCUGCCUGCACCAUUUUCAGCCCAGAAACUCUCUGGGGAGAGGGGAGGUGGGAUAAGGAAGGUGGAGAUUAGUACAAAUGUGCUUGAUUCUGCUGCCACCCUGAAGAGAAAUGGCAUAAAAACUGGUAUCGUGGCCAAUAUCUGGGUUGAUGACUCUCCUCAGAGGGACAGUGUUGCUAAGAUUCUCUCAGUGCUGGAAAGCUGUUUUGACGUGGUAGUACAGUCUUGCCACAUUGGGUCAAGGCUUCCUGAACCUGAGAUAUUCCACACUGCCUUGGCUGAAUUGAAUGUUAAACCCCAUGAGGCUAUUUGGUUGGAUGUUAAUGAAAAGAGUGUUCAGGCAGCUGAAAGCUUGGGCAUGAAAGCUGUUAAGAUUACUGGCAUCAGUGAAGCACUGAUGGAAAUAGAGAAAUUUACAGGGAUAAAGGUUACCACUGAGCAACAGCCUCUCUGCUGUAAUCCUGAAGAGAUCAGCCAUGGAUAUGUCACUAUUAAGCCUGGGGUGAAGAUUCAUUUUGUGGAGAUGGGGGAUGGGCCUCCAGUCCUGCUCUGUCAUGGAUUCCCAGAAAGCUGGUUUUCUUGGAGAUACCAGAUUCCUGCCUUGGCUAAUGCUGGAUUCAAGGCUAUUGCUAUAGACCUAAAAGGUUUUGGUGACUCGAGUACUCCAGCAGAUAUUGCUGAGUAUUCUCAAGAAAAUAUUUUACGGGAGUUGGUGACCUUUCUGGAUAGAUUGGGCCUUGCACAGGUUACUGUGGUGGGUCAUGACUGGGGUGGUGUUAUUGCAUGGAACAUGGCUUUGUAUUACCCGGAGAGACUGAGGGCUGUGGCUUCUCUCAACACUCCUCUUUUCCCUGUGGAUCCAAACAAAAACCCAAUGCAGACACUUAAGUCUAUACCAGUCUUUGAAUAUCAAAUCUACUUCCAGGAGCCUGGUGUAGCGGAGGCUGAGCUGGAGAAGAACCUGGAGAGAACUUUCAAACUGCUGUUCACUGCUAGUUAUGAGAACGAUACACAUCCUCAAGUGGAUUUGACUGGAGUCAUUAAGAGAGGUGGUCUGUUUGUUGGAAUGCCAGAAGAAGUUCCCAGAAGUGCUAUCCUAAGUGAGGCAGAGCUGCAGUACUACAUCCAGCAGUACAGGAAGAGUGGUUUCAGGGGGCCUCUGAAUUUGUAUCGGAAUGGAGAGAGGAACUGGCGCUGGAUGUGUUCGAGGCCAAGGGGCAAGAUCCUGAUGCCAGCUUUGAUGGUGACUGCAGGGAAGGACAAGGUGCUUCUGCCCAUUUUUUCCACUGGCAUGGAGAAAAUAAUUCCCAAUUUAUCGAGGGCUCAUCUUGAGAACUGUGGACACUGGACUCAGAUGGAGAGACCAGCUGAGACCAACAAAAUUCUGAACUCCUGGCUGAAAGAGAUACACCUGGAAAACUCCAUUCCUUUCUAUCCAAAGCUAUAAGAUUAUUAUAAAACCAUUGCUCAAGAAUGCAAGCUUAGAGACUGGACACCUACAACUGGGAAUUUUUUAAAAUCCUUUUUACUUUACUAUGCCUUGCAUAUUUGUUAUCAUAUUAUAUUACUAAAAUCUGCAUUAGUGCUUUAGAAAACUUUCUUUAUUAAAUGCUUUAUACAUAAUUAAACAAUAAAUGGCUGUGUAUUUGUAAUAAACAGCAUCUUCACCAUUGUGUACACCGAACUCCUUUUGGGGAGACGCACAUAUCACAUUCCUGAUAAACUGAAUUAGUCCUGUUCCAUCUUCACAUCAUCAACCCAUUCAAAGCUUCCACUUUUAUCUGGAUUCGAAAUGAGACACCAGCUGUCAUUUCCUUAGGCGUAACUUUGAUUAGACAGUCAUGGAAACCAGCCCCAAGUACACAGUGCAGGUCUCUUUGUUAAGGGAUGUUGAUUACUGUGACCUGAGCCUACCCCUUUUAAUCAAGUGAGGAGAAUUAGAAAAGGACCAAAGGAAGCACAAGUCUCUCUUGAAAAAUAGACACUGUUUAACACAUUAAAGGAAAUGGCUUGGCAUUGAAAAUGUACUUAAUUUUAGUACAAUUGUGGUUACUUUCAGUAAAGUUACUGACAGAGGGAAUAAUGUUGAGUUGCCCUUUAACUACAAAUGGACAGAAAAUGCAGUUAUGUGGGUUAAUAAUUAAAAUACUGGUACUUACCUCACUAAGUUUGUAUAAUAAGAAAAUUAUUGUCAUUGUA